AUGGAGAAACUUUCUUUUUCCUCAUGGAAAAUAAAAAUAAUUUUGAAGGAGUUCACACUUAGAUCAUACACGUGGGCAUUAAAGGAUAUGCCUUUUUAG
Molecule: messenger RNA, 99 nt
Organism: Spirodela intermedia
Lineage: Eukaryota; Viridiplantae; Streptophyta; Magnoliopsida; Alismatales; Araceae
Source: the annotation of a GenBank genome assembly